AUCAGCAGCAGCGCGCUCUCGCAGAGAUGCGGAUGACUGGCAGUACAACGUGGACAGAGAUAGGGCAGGAUACCUUGCCGAGAUAUGAGACGAGUUAUGUCCACGAGGGUCGAUCAAUUGGAGCAGAUGCACCAGUGUACGCACCGCAGGCUGCAGUCUCGAUGUCAAUACCGGCAGAGACACCAGAGUCAGAUGAACAAGGCAGGAGAGCAGAAUCGAUAGUGCAGCCUGGCGGAGAGCAUGGUUCUGAACAGGGUCCCUACCCUUCUCUGAGCACCCCACUUUCUGAAUCACCACUUUGUUCGUCAUAAAGGAACGAUGGUGCAAAAAGCAUUGGAUGUAUACGAUAGUUGUGUGUGUUCUUCGGGCAAAAGUUUUCUCUUUCAGGCGCUGCCUUGCCAUUUUCCUCCCAUUGUAAUGGCGAAGCGUUGGCGUCAGUGCGAUUCAUUUGUUUGGGGUGUAUUUCCCGAAACGGUACAACGCUCUGUGCUCCCGUGGCGAUUAUCUAUAACAGCCUCACCCCUGUAUGUAUUUUUUCGCUUCACUUCUUUCGCCUCUCCCUCGCUCGCAUUCACCCUCUUAUCCCCGCCUUCGUUUUUCUUCUUCCCACGACAGAACGUUCUGAACAACCGUUUACUCUAUCGUCUCCCCCUUCCCGGGGCCAUGCGCUUCGAUACGACCUCCGAUGAAAGCUCUAAAUCUCUCAUGGACUCCCAGCAGAUUAUCAUUAACGGUUGCCUCUUCAUGGCCUGUCUCUAUGCAUCCUUUGGACGAUCGUCUUGGACGUCAUCCUACAGGGCCGUCUUGGUCGGUAUCCUCUGCGUCUUGGCCAUCAUCUACGGCGUAACUCUGCUUAUCAAGAUCCGGACCCAUGGAGGAUGUUCAUCAGGAUAUUUCAUGGAGGUGUCAACUCGCUGCAUCAUGCAAUACGCCAUCUCGGGAAUUGAGUUGUCUUGGACCCUAUUUUUGUUCAUAGACGGCUUCGUCUCAUACCACCAGUACAGGGACCUCGACUGGCAGAACAGAAUGAGGGCUCAGGAAGAGGAACGAGCCCAAGCAGCCGCAAUUCGCUAUCAACCAGAUUUGUCGUUAUACGGAAGUAAUAGCGGCAGUGGGAAUGACAACGUCAACGACAGCAUUGCUCAUGUUGGACCCAGCGCAGUGGAGAUGGAGCCAUUGCCGGCGUAUAUGCCCAGACCUGACAAGGACCAGCUCCGAAUUGUUGAUUUGACCAAUUUGUCUGAGGGACAGCAGGUACCAGCGUAUUAUCAGUCACCAGCAAGCGAACCUCCCGCGGACCAUACCCGUGAUUCAGGAUCAGGAUCGGGAUCGUCACCACCUUCUCCUGCAGGGCCCUCGACGGCCGCAGCGGCACCGGAGACUACGGCACCAACAGUUCCUGCAUUGGUGGCCAGGCUUCCGUCCUAUGCACCUUGAUUUAAACUUGGAUAAGUGUAUUAUAUUUAUUAAAAAAAAUAAAAACAUGACUUUUUGAAUGCG
Messenger RNA from Gamsiella multidivaricata, 1500 nucleotides. RefSeq lists its product as uncharacterized. The record is from RefSeq and is a predicted model, not a curated record. The coding region runs from base 319 to 1437 and encodes 372 amino acids. NCBI's taxonomy places the organism in Eukaryota, Fungi, Mortierellomycota, Mortierellomycetes, Mortierellales, Mortierellaceae. The transcript has 2 exons.